Molecule: messenger RNA, 1218 nt
Organism: Pediculus humanus corporis (human body louse)
Lineage: Eukaryota; Metazoa; Arthropoda; Insecta; Psocodea; Pediculidae
Product: pre-mRNA-splicing factor cwc25, putative
Exons: 6
Coding region: 1-1218 (405 amino acids)
Biological process (GO): regulation of gene expression
Cellular component (GO): nucleus
Molecular function (GO): chromatin binding
Source: RefSeq, a predicted model, not a curated record
AUGACAAACAAAGUAGCAGCAGUAGCAGCAGCAGCAGCAGUAGUAGUAGUAGUAGUGAAAGCAAAAGCAGAAGUAGGAGUAAUAGUAAGAGUAGAAGCAAGAGUAAAAGCAAGAGUAGGAGCAAGAGUAGGAGCAGGAGUAGGAGCAGGAGUAGAAACAGAAGACAGAGAUGAAGACAGAGAUAGAUAUAAAAACAAAGACAGAAAUAGGGAAAGAUACAGAGACGAUACCAGAUACAGAAAUAGACAUAGAUCACCUGUAAGUAGAAAUAAAAGUAAAAGUAGAAGCAGGAGCAGGAGCAAAGAUAGAAUCGGUGGACAUUAUAGAAACAGGAGUAAAAGCAGAGAUAGAUAUUUACAACACAGGGAAAAAGAUAAUUAUAAAGAGAGACCAAAAUAUGAUGGAAAUUAUUAUAGGGAUUCAAGAGCAUCAAAAUUAAGGAAUAUAUCUCCGGAAUUUAAAUCGGAAAAUCACAGAUAUGGUGGUAAAGAUGAUGGAUCGAAUGCGAUAUUAAGAAGAGAAAUAAGGGCUGAAAUAACAUUAAAAGGUGUUUCUCAUGUUUGGGGAAGAUCUCCUGAAAGAGCUUCAGAUUCCGAUGCUGAUGAAAGUAGUAAGGAAAAAGAAACUCACAAGAAUAUGGUGUCGAAAGAUAAAAAAGAGAAAAAAAGUAAGAAGGAAUUAAAAAAAAUAUUAAAGAAAAUGAUGAAAAAAAAGAAAAAAUCAAAAAAAAAAAAGAAGAAAAAAAAUUCCAGCUGUGACGACAAUUCUUCUGAAGAUGAUGAUGAAGUACAAGAACUUUGGGUGGAAAAAGAUAAAAUCGAUGAUAGUGAUGAAGAAGAUGGAAUGAUUGGACCAGUGCCAAAAGCUCAGGUGGCACUAUCAAGUAAAGAUUAUGGUAAAGCUCUUUUACCAGGAGAAGGUGCUGCCAUGGCAGCCUAUGUCGCUGAAGGUAAAAGAAUACCAAGAAGAGGAGAAAUCGGUUUGACAUCAGAUCAAAUAGCCGCAUUCGAAGCUGUCGGUUAUGUUAUGAGCGGUAGCAGACAUAGAAGAAUGGAAGCUGUUCGUAUUAGAAAAGAAAAUCAAAUUUAUUCCGCAGAUGAAAAACGAGCUUUGGCCAUGUUCAGUAAAGAGGAAAGACAAAAAAGAGAAAAUAGAAUACUCGGUCAAUUUAGAGAAAUGGUCAAUAGCAAACUUGCUAAUCAUAAUAAAGCAGACUAA